AUGAAUAAUUGGCAACUGUCUUUCCAAUCUCCGGUGGAUUUCACGGACCACUUGAGAAAGUCAUAUUUGAUGUAUGACAAUAGAGAGAAAAGCAUCAAUAAACUGAUUUUUGAUGAUCAUGCAAAUCUUUUAUGGGCUGGUGAUACAUACGGCCGAGUCUCUUCCUAUGAUCCGACAUACUCGUUAUACACCAGGCACACCGCUCACAUCGGGGCAAUGCCAGUGGUAGAUAUGCUCAGUCAUCGAAGUGGAUUGCUAUCACUCAGUGCAGAUUCUCUGAAUUUUGCUAAUAGACAUGGUGUGACUCAAUUGAAUCUAACAAGCGCGGAUAUAGCUCAACUUUGUGACAUGAGAGCGAUGUGCUUCUCGUCCAAUCUACAAAAUCAUGUUUAUUGUGCGGGUGCUAAUUUAGGCAGCGGAAUAAUUGACAUAGAUCUGCAGAAAGGAUGCCUAUCGUCUAAUACUGAUUACGCGUCAAAGGCCAAGCUUAUGAGAUCGGACAACAAAAUUGUAGCUAUCGGUAAGCAAACGGGCUCAAUUGAUCUAUUCGACUCUAGCACAAACAAGUUAAUAAGAACAGUUGCUGGUCACUCUGCAACAAUAUCAGCGAUGGAUCUCCGUGAUUGCACGUUAGUAUCUGCUGGUAAAUCAAGGCGUUUCAAUACCUUAUGCUCCGAUCCUUUUGUUAAUGUGUUUGAUUUAAGAAUGAUGAGCCAGUUGACUCCCGUAGCAUUUUCACACGAUGGUAACUUCGGCAAUCCCAAUAGCGGCGGAGCAGAUUUUGUACAUCUUCAUCCUGUCCUACCGACCGUCAUGGCCGUAGCAUCCAGUUCGGGAACAUUUGAUUUCAUCGAUUUGGCGAAUCCGACACUGAGGUCUCAAUAUUGUCAUCCGUGCCAAUCAAUUUCUCAGUUCGAACUUUCACCCAGCGGUGAUUACAUUGCUUUUAUUGAGCACGAUAAUAACAUCAAUAUGUGGAGCCGUUCAAAUGGCAUGACCGGCUUUUCAAGCUCCUCCGUACCCCUCGAUUAUCCAGAUUUUGUAGACAAUGAUAUGCUGGCCAAGAAAAUCUCCAUUGAUGAUGAUUCAUAUCCUUUGAGCUCUGUUGGCAUGCCUUACUAUAACGAGAAAUUGUUAUCAGCUUGGUCCCAGGUUGUUUUUAGAAGUAGUGGAACCAUCCCAAGAAAAAUUGACGCAUCUUUUACGUCGGCUACUUGUGCCAUAUCAAACCGAGCAUCAUCAUCUUUUCCAUUGCUUCCUUAUAAUAAGUUGAAAUAUGGUCGGAGGAACGUUACUCGGCCAUAUCGCUCAAUAAGAGAAAGAAAGAAGAAAUUACUCACUACAGAUGAGGAUGGCAGUGACAAAGAAGAGCUUAGGAGAUAUCGACCAUCGAAUGGAUUUGAGGUUCCUCCGGCCUACACCAAAAUGCAAAUGGUUUAUGGUAAGUAUGGAGUUGAAGAUUUUGAUUUCAAAGCCUUCAACAACACCGAACACUCUGGACUAGAAUCCGACACAGAUCUCGCAUAUACCAACGCAAUUUUGCAGAUGUACAGGUUUGUGCCAGAAGUGUAUAAUUUCGUGGUGAGCUGCCUAAAAGAUGAAGACUUUGCGGAGGACUCCUUAUUAACAGAAUUAGGAUACUUGUAUGAUAUGAUGGUGAAGGCUAAAGGGAUAGUGUGCCGCUCUAUAAAUUUCCAGGAGGCUGUCGCUUCCAAUUUUGCAGCGAAAUCGAUAGGUUUAGUAACUGAUUCUAUUUGUGAUGAUGCAGUGGAAGCUGUCGAGACUCUUGCAAUCAGAGACGAAGACGCAGGAAUCGUCGGAAACUCAUAUGAAGUAGUGGCCGGAUCAACACUUCCUCAAAAAUUCAAUGAAUUUUUACUCUCCAAAAUUAUAUCGGAAGAAGUACAGAGGAAAAUCAAUACCACUCAAAGCAUAGCCUUGGAAGAACUCUUAGGGAUUCAUUUAGAUGCAGAUAUUAGGUCUCUUUCGUCAUGCGGUAGUUACAGAAGGCAAUCUACUAUGGUUUCGACUCUGUCAAUCACCAGUCCUGCAACGAACAAUGGGAAAUAUACCAAUAAAAAGCUUAUUAACCACACUAUUUUACCAUAUCUCGAAUCUUCGAUGAAUCGGGUCAAGCAAAGAAGGGUGAUGUGCGAAAAAUGUCAUAAAUAUGAAAUUGUCGAAUGCGAAAGGACUGUCCGGAAUCUCCCCCCUCUCCUCUCGUUAAGCCUCAACUUAACUAACGAUGAAUGGACGGUUGCCAAGACUGUGCGUAAUUGGUUGGUGAAAGACUUUUAUGCCACAAUUUCGAAGGAUAGGCCGAUUCUAAAGCUGCAGCCAACAGAUCUAAAGACAACAAAUGCCAUUUUCAAGUACGAUCUCAAUGCCUAUGUGGCCAGAGUGACGGAUGAUCUUUCAGAAUCGCAUCUUGUCACUUACGCAAAAAUUUUUGACGAAACAUCAAACUCAUAUCGAUGGUACAUGUUCAAUGAUUUUUUAGUCCUAGAAGUUGAUGAAGAAGAGGCUUUGAACAUUUCUUAUUGGUGGAAGACCCCAGAAAUUUUGAUAUAUUCUGACGCCGAAGAGUUGCGGAAGCCCUUUGUUCCUGUAUCAACUUUCAAAAUUAGUGACAAUAUUUUGUAUCGUGAUCAUUUUGCAAACGGUAUUAGAGAGAAUGUUAAACACGAGUACAAACUACUUACGAGUACAGAAGCACCCACACCAGGUACUUUAGUGGCAAUAGAUGCCGAGUUUGUAAUACUAAUGGAUGAAAAGGUGGAGAUUACAUGUAAAGGACAACGAACAUUAAUCAAACCUAAAAAAACCGCAUUAGCAAGAAUAUCUGUGCUGAGAGGGGAAGAUGGAGAAAAUUUUGGGGUUCCAUUUAUUGAUGAUUAUGUGGUGAAUACAAAGCACAUUGAGAACUAUGUGACAAGAUAUAGUGGUAUAGAACCCGGUGACUUAGAUCCAAAGAAGAGCGUAAAAAACCUGGUUAUGAGGCAGGUGGUUUACCGUAAAAUUUGGUUACUAUUGCAACUAGGUUGCGUGUUUGUGGGUCAUGGCUUAUACAACGAUUUCAGAAACAUCAAUAUUUACGUUCCCAUGGAACAAAUUCGUGACACUGCACUUUAUUACUUACAAGGUAGAAGAUACCUAGCAUUAAGAUACCUGGCCUAUGCUUUGUUAGAAACUGACGUGCAAAAAGGGAAUCACGAUUCUAUUGAAGACGCAUACACAGCUCUCUUACUUUACAAAAAGUAUUUAGAGUUGAAAGCCAAGAAUACAUUUGACCAUGUACUAUCGCAAAUUUAUGAAGAAGGUAGAGCUUGUGGAUUCAAGGUGCCAGAAGAAAGACCUUCAAUCAUUCACUGA
Lachancea fermentati is the source of this 3372-nucleotide messenger RNA. NCBI's taxonomy places the organism in Eukaryota, Fungi, Ascomycota, Saccharomycetes, Saccharomycetales, Saccharomycetaceae. The record is from the annotation of a GenBank genome assembly.